Molecule: messenger RNA, 933 nt
Organism: Knipowitschia caucasica
Lineage: Eukaryota; Metazoa; Chordata; Actinopteri; Gobiiformes; Gobiidae
Source: the annotation of a GenBank genome assembly
AUGGCGAACACCACAUCCCACAUAGUCUUUGAGUUCAGCUGUUUUGUGGAGCUGGGCGGGCUGCGUCCUCUGCUCUUCCUGCCCUUCUCUCUGUUCUACUUCCUGUCCCUGGGGGCUAACUUCCUGCUGGUGCUAGUGGUCGCCCGGCAGCGGACUCUCCACUCCCCCAUGUACCUUCUGAUCGCUGGUAUGGCAUGUGUGGAUGGGGCCCUGCCUCUCCUGGUCAUGUCUCCGUUCCUGGUGGGUUUCCUCAGCGGCUGGAACCAGGUGUCUCUGAGCUCCUGUCUGCUGCAGAUGUUCGUGGUCCACCUCUUGGGAGCCUUCCAGUCCACCAUCCUGCUGUGGAUGGCCCUGGACCGCUGCCUGGCUGUGAUGUGCCCUCUGCGCUACAGCACCAGUCUGUCUGUGAAGGUGUUGAUGGUGGUGGGAGCUCCUCUGGUGCUGAGGAACGUGUCUCUGAUCUCGGUGCUGGUUCUGCUGCUGAGCCAGAGAACCUUCUGUGGCUCCGUGGUCCUGAACUGCUUCUGCGAGCACAUGGCGGUGGUGAAGCUGGUGUGUGGGGACUCGGCUCUGCACUCGGUGGUGGGGCUUCUCACCAUUGGCCUGAUCCCGGUCCUGGACUUCAUCCUCAUUUCUGCAUCAUACGUGGUUGUCAUGGUGACGGCUCUGAGCGGCCGCAGCGUUGCCAAGGCGGCGAACACCAUGGUGACGCACGUGAUCGUCAUGUCAGUCUCUCUGACUGUGUUGCUGGUCGUCUUUAUCUCGCACCGCGUCGACAACCACCUGCCUCGGGCGGCACGUCUGCUCGGCAGCACCCUAUACCUGUUCGUCCCCAGCACCACCAACUCCCUGACCUUUGGCCUCCGCACCAAAGAGAUUCGCCGACACCUGCAGCAUCUGCUCACACUCCACAAACACUCAGCGGUGCAUUGA